Molecule: messenger RNA, 1747 nt
Organism: Seriola dumerili (greater amberjack)
Lineage: Eukaryota; Metazoa; Chordata; Actinopteri; Carangiformes; Carangidae
Exons: 2
Coding region: 291-1538 (415 amino acids)
Biological process (GO): regulation of transcription by RNA polymerase II
Cellular component (GO): nucleus
Source: RefSeq, a predicted model, not a curated record
UCCACUUUCUGCACGCUGUUGCCACCUCCACCUCUAGGUCAUACAGCCACAGUAACGCUCUGCUACGGCGCUCUAAGCAACUUCUGCUGAACAAGGCCAACAAUGAAAGGAGAAAGGAGGAGCAACAGAGUAGUGUAGAAACUUCUGGGGAAAAAAGACAGGUCUUUGGACAAGACAAGAGAAAGAACAUCUCUCAUGACCUGAGCAAAGUGGCAGGAGUAUCUGUAGACUCCAUAUUUACCCAAAAAGAGACACUAAGAUGGUGGGCAGCAUCUGCUGAGGAAAAGACAAUGAACCAGGAGCUUGCCAGGCGAAUUCGACUCAUCUCCGACACCUGGGUCUCUGACACUGUGGAGAACCAAGAAAAAGAAAUUGCCUUUAAUUCUAGAUUAAGCACUAAAGGAAACUAUUCAUUUACCAGGAAAUCAAAACAUUCCUCAGUGGUUCGAACACUGUUUGAUUGCCCCCCUAACAAACCAAGGUCUUGUAGCAUGCAGCAGCUCUGCUCCUGGUUUAUGCAGACCACGGAGACACAGUCUCUGGCUAUUGUCAAGAAGGCAAGUUCCCGUAAUCCUUACGAACUUAGGCACUUCCCUCGUUCUGCCAAUAAAAAAAGUGUUUGCCACAGUCCUCAGGCAGAGCGACUCCGCAAACAUAUCAAGAAGUUUGCCAAAACUGUGCCAAAAAGUCCUUUGCAACAUCAACAGGCUCAAAGAAGAUUGAAGAGGAAGAAUAAGGCACCUCUACCAACACAUAAUAUUAGGCGACAACUUUUCACCCCCAGGUUUGCAACAGGCCAGCUGAAUCAAGGAGUCCAAUGGCGGCGAAGCAGAGCAUUUAGAAGAUACCAGGCCACUCUAUUUAGAGCAAGGACAAGGUUCUUAACCCGGAAAGAAAGGGAGAGGUGGCAACAGAGACAGAGGAAUAAGAAAAACAUAAAAGUAACUACAAGUUCUUCAAAUGGACAUGCAACUGGACUACAACCAAAACGAAAAGCAUUACUUAGAUCAGCAAAAGAUCAGUUAUCUGACUGUUUGGAGAACAGUUCUGCCACCAGUUCUGUUGACCAAACUCAGGAGCCUGUGGAUGUACCCAAAGAGCAGAACCUCUGCUCGAAAGCCUGGAGUCCUGAGACACUGAAGGAAUGCCGGGUGUUUCUGAGGAAGAUCAACUCUCCAGACAAUGAAUCGACUGAGGAAGAGUGGGACUCCUGUACUGUGACACUGGAUGAUGGGUCACCCUCUGCAUACCUAUAUGCAGGAAGGGAGAGAGAACUGGUAGGAGUUGUUAAAGCUGUGAAAACUGAAAGAAAAAGGAGCAUGAAUAGGAGGUCUACCUCCAGAGAGCUGGCAGGUUCUGCACCUAAAUCAGUCCAGGAGCAGGAUGAGAUGCCAGUGGGGAGGCAGAAAGGCAAAUACAAAAGUCCUGGGGUUGUGUCUACUGAACCACCACAACCACCACCAGCGAAAAUGUUGAGACAAUCGCGAAUGAGGGGCCUGACCGGGCCGAGAUGGUGUGACUUUGUGUUUGAGAACUAAAUGAAGCAUGAAGCCUCCUCCUUCCUGGGAAAGGGACUGUGGUUUAACGUGGUGCCUUUGGACAUUGAGCUGACCACGUGGACUGACCAUCCCACUAUGGUUCAGUCUUACACUCAGCAAUUAUGUAGCAGUCUAACUUAACAAAAGCUUGAUGUUGCACUAUUUUUAUCCAUGGAUAUGUAUGUACAGAAUGUUUGAUUUUUUUUUUU